AGUUAUCGGCGUCCAGGAACAAGAAGCAGCAGCAGCAACGGUGCGUCCGGCUCCUUUCCCCCGGCUCCUUUCGCCACCUUAUCCGCCACCUAUGGUUCUCCUCCGGCACAUCUCCAUCGCCCUGACCGCCGCCGUGGCUGCCCUCGGCUCCGCGCUCUUUAUCGCCCUGAACUACUUCUACAAGAGGCGGAUAUGGUCACCACAGGCGGAGUACUGUACCAUCCAAGAGGAGGAGGAGGAGCGUGGAAAGCGCCAGGUCCUGGUUCUUGGUCUGGACGGGGCCGGGAAGAGCAGCAUGCUACAGGGUUUGACCCCCGGGGAGCCAGCAGCUAAGAGAGGCCGGUGCAGGCCCACCCGUGGCUUCAACUUUGUGAGCCUCAACGCCCCCGCCUGUCAGCUCGACUUCCUGGAGAUCGGUGGUGGGGAAGAUCUGCGGCGCUACUGGUCAGAUUACUUGAGACGGACUCACGUUCUGGUGUAUGUGGUGGACUCAUCUGACAGAAGCCGCCUCCCUUUGGCUAAGGCUGAACUGCACCGCCUUCUGAGGGUGGAGCCCCAGCUGCCUGUGGUCGUCCUUGGAAACAAGCAGGAUAAGCCCAAUGCUGUGAGCGUAUCGGAGCUCCAUGAAGCCUUGUCUCUGGACUCAGUGACCGAGGACAGAAAGCUGUUUCUCUUGGCUGCCCAGCUGGACUCUGACGGAGCCCUGAGGAAGUCCUGCAAGUGCCUGGACACCGUCCAGGACCUGCUGCUCCAGCUGGUCUGAUCCAGUGUCCCUCCCACAGAGAUCCUCCUCUUUCUUUUUCUUGUUUAAGCUCUGAGGCAGAGGAGGAGGAGAUGACGAAGACUGUUGGAGCUGAGACAGGAGAGUGAAAAGAUGCCAAAAUGGGGUGCUAUGUUUUCCAGUACCUCCUCUUUUUUUUCCUCAUCCUCAUCAGUUGGUUUUAGAAAUAGCAACUUCUCCUCAACCAUCUUACACUUUCCCUCCAACUUGUCUGGUCUUGUUAAAUGAAAAAGAGGAGGUGGUGCAGACUGAGGAGGAUGAAGACGGAAAGUGGCACUGAAGAAUGAAAGUUUGACUCAAAUCUUACAGAGAUCACCUUCUUAUACUGACUUUUAUUUAAUGACUGCCUAUUACAGGUUUAUUUAAGCAUGUAGUUUGUAGUGUAUAUAAAAUGCGUGCUGUUAUGUGUCAGGUUUGUAGGAACACUUUCUCGGGUUUUCAUGUUUUAUGAAACGUUUUUGUGUAAAAUCAGAUCAGCGAAGUCAGCAGAGCAGCACACGAUGUUUGAGGAUCCGUUGACUUUGCUUCAGAGGAUACUUGCUGAUUUCUGCACUCCAGCUUUUCUGAGAUCUAGUGGAACAUCGUGUGGGAAUUCAAAGGGAGCUCUGAGACUUUUUAAAAAGCAGUAUUUUCCUUUCACAAGUAUUGUAAUAACUGGGUGACAAAGUUUCAACACUUAAAAGGUCUUCAAGUGAAAACAGGUCCUAUUUGCUUAUGUACCCAGUUGCGAUGACACAAACUGUGUACUUCGUGAUUUCCUAGUAAACACUUCAAACAAACCUAUGUACAGACAAGUUAUGACUAAAACUCACAGCUAGCUACUUUUCACUGUUAGUUUAUGAAGCUAAUGAAAACAAACAGCUACACUCUUGAACAACCUCUUUUUUUUUUUUUUAAACUGUGGUCAGAAGUACAUGAAUUGAAGUACUUUAAAUGCCUUACAAAUUCAAGUUGUGCUUUAGUUUUAAUAUAGAUGCUUAAUUUAUUUGGCUGCUGUAUGUCUAGAUCAAAAACUGUAAAAGGAAUGG
Archocentrus centrarchus (flier cichlid) is the source of this 1809-nucleotide messenger RNA. RefSeq names its product ADP-ribosylation factor-like 10 (gene arl10). NCBI's taxonomy places the organism in Eukaryota, Metazoa, Chordata, Actinopteri, Cichliformes, Cichlidae. Gene Ontology annotation, molecular function: GTPase activity; GTP binding. The transcript has 4 exons. The coding region runs from base 92 to 763 and encodes 223 amino acids. The record is from RefSeq and is a predicted model, not a curated record.